AUGGCCAAGAUGGCGGCCUCCAUGGUGGAGGGUGGUGAAGAUGCAUUUCGAAAAAUAUUCAAGUUUUACAAGAGAAGAAACCCUCCGCCAGAUUUCAGCGAUGUCAUCGACUUCUCCAAAAGAGCACCGAGUGACCAGGUAGUCCCUGCUGCACUGGGCCCCGGUGGAGUGAGUGAUGUGGAGGCUGCCAGGGUUGGAUUACAGCCCGUCAGAGACUGGAGAGCUUUCGGCCUGCAGGGCUACCCAGGGUUCAUGUUCAUCUCCAACCCGUUCCUGCCGGGCUCCCAACCCUCCUGGGUCAGACAGUGUCUGAAGAUCUACCCUCGGAAGCCCAACGUCUGCAACCUGGACAUGCACAUGUCUCCCUCUGACACCCAGGACAUCUGGGACAAGAGCGUUCAUGGCCUCAGCUGUCCUCCCUCUGGAAAGACUCAACCGAAGACUCUACUUGACAGGCUGCGCUGGGUCACUCUGGGAUACCAUUACAACUGGGAUACCAAGACUUACUCCGCCAACCACCACACUCCUUUCCCAGCCGACCUCCACUCGCUGUCCUCUCAGAUAGCGUCGGCCUGUGGGUUCCCGGGCUUCAACGCAGAGGCGGGAAUCCUCAACUACUACCGAUCCGACUCGUCUCUGGGAAUCCACGUGGACGAAUCGGAGCUAGAUCACAGCCGACCGCUGCUGUCCUUCAGUUUCGGGACGUCGGCUAUCUUCCUUUUGGGAGGCACCCGCAGACAGGACCCCCCCACCGCUAUGUACAUGCACAGCGGGGACGUGAUGGUGAUGUCGGGACAGAGCCGCCUCCUCUACCACGCUGUCCCACGCAUCGUAGCGGCACCCCAAGGCGGUCCGGUGUCGGCGUCGGAGACGGACGGCUGCGGCCCGCUCUCACAGGAGGACGGCUCUGUGGUGGAGCCGCUGUCGGAGCAGGACCGGGCCGCGUGCUCCAGGUACACCCACAGCUCCAGGGUGAACGUGACCGUCAGACAGGUGCUGGGGCCCGGACAGAGCUUCCCAGAAACACCCUCUUCUCACCAAAGGACCGACGCAGAGCAGACAGAGGGGCGCCACGGCCGACCGGCAGACGGAGAGAGAGGGAAGAGGAGGAGGAGGAGCAGUAGCUGUGACUCUGUUGAUACUGCAGAGACAUGACACAGACCACCUGCUGAGGACCAGACUAAAGAAAUGAAGACGGCUGCGUUCCAGCCCCGUCAGUCAGAGCACCACAUGCAUGGAUCGACACGCUGUUGGGACUGUUUGAUGGUCUGAAUCCAGAGUUCUGUGAAAUGUACAAACAAUUCACAAGUGAAACAGAAAAGCAUUGCUUUCUGUAGCGGAAUGUCUAAAGUCAUGCAUUAUCAGUUUGAUAUAUUUCGGGCUGCUGAAAUAAGUUAAAGAUAUAUAAAGAUGGGAGGAAGUAAAACUUUAUUUAUAUCGCUCUUUUUACAGCACACAGUUACCAGGUGCUACACACACACACACACACACACACACACACACACACACACAGAAAAUAUAAAUGAAUGAAGUAAAAAUAGAUUACAAUAUAAAACAAAGGACAUUAAGAGCGGCUGAUUAUGCGGUUCCAAUUAAUAAAACUGGCAGCUGCAUCUUGAACCAGCUGAUUCAGAGCAGCUUGACUAAGGCCCGUUUACACCUGUUAUCAAUCUAUAGGUAUCAUACCCAGAUAGCAAUCUUUAUCUUUGAUGUUCCCUGAAUCAAUAAGCAAAGUAUGAUACCAUAUUUGGAGUUUUUUUGUGAAUGCAAUCCAUACAGCGUGAGCACAUUCUUCUAAAGACUCCAGCCAGUUGAAAGGUACCUAACCGCCUCUUCCUGCUAACUCGAGCAAGUCUGACAGAACAAACCAAUGGACAGCGUUACAUCCCAAAUACACAUUUAGGUGUUUAUACUUUGUCCAUUGGUGUCUGUGUGAUUUCUACAGAAUGAAGUUGACCUCAUUUGCAUAUUUAAACAAAACACAUUGAACUUGUUUCAUGAUAUGCAUGAUAAGACAUAUCCUAAACCUUUGACUUUAAUGUAUCAACAAGAUGAGACGAGGAUUUUGAACCUGGCUUCAUCCAAUGUUCUGACUUCUGUUCUGGAAAUGUAUGCAAAUUCAUGAAAUGAUGAAUUAAUUAAAUGAAUCACUAUCCAGUGUCAGCAUUGAAUCCAAGUAGCUCUCCCUUCAGUAAAGCCCUGUGUAUUGUAGAACAGUGUGCAGCCUGCUCUGUUGGCUCUCUGUGUCGGAGGGGGCGGACCGGUUCAAAGGUGAGCUUCAUGUUAAGUUAUAUUAUUAUGAAUUGAAUAUGAAUAUCCCUGGGAUUUUUGACUCUUUGUGGUUUGAUUGACAUUGUUUUCAUGCAAAAAAAUAGGCAGCCUAACAAAAAGGCAUUAUUAUUAUACAAAACUAUAAAAUAAAACAGUGGUUUCCAUUGUGAGUAUCUGGACUUGGCAAAGCGUUCACAUUUAGCUUUCAUUACAUGCUUUCCAUGAAAAGAAAAGUCACAAAGACUUAUAAUUUUGGGAGAUAAAACUUACAGAAAAUGCCGGUCCCCUCCGAGUUCAGUCCCAUCGGCAUUCUGUGCAUGACGUGGUCUAUAAGCAGCACCAAUACAUAGUGGUGCAGAGAUGUGGGUGUCGCUAGCGCAAAGAACACUGAACAGCCUGUAAAGAGCACAGAUUCCAUCUCUAUCAUUAGAAGCACACAUGCCACACUCAAGCCUGUGGAGGGAAAUCAAGUUGGCCACACGUGUGUAUUACACCAUGUAAUCAUCAGAUUGUGAUGUUUGCAUUUGCAAAACUGUUACGUGUUUAUUGCUUGGUAUUUGUGUGUAGAUUAGCAGUUAUGAGUAUCAAAAAGUAUGCAUUAUUCAUUGUACGCAUUUGUAAAUCGUAUUUUUAUUUGAGACAAAAGUCACUCCAUACACGUGUGUCACGUUUUACACCGUAAUGAAGCUCUGUGGUCAACAAGCAUGUUUUAAAUUAUUUAUCAUUGAAGAUAUUUUGUAAAUCUUAAGUUAAAUAUUCAACAUAUACUGACAGCAUUGUAAGUUUGUAUAUCUUUUGUAUGAGUUGACACUUGCUUUAGUAACUUAAUGUGUCAUUUGAAGUUAAUCUUGAAACAAAAGUUCUAUUUAAAAAUCCGGUUAACCUGACCACCAGAUGGUUUGUUCCAAUGGACCACCAGAUGGUUUGUUCCACUGGACCACCAGAUGGCUUGUUCCAGCAGACCACCAGAUGGUUUGUUCCAGCAGACCACCAGAUGGUUUGUUCCACUGGACCACCAACUGGUUUGUUCCACUGGACCACCAGAUGGUUUGUUCCAGCGGACCAUCAGAUGGUUUGUUCCACUGGACCACCAAAUGGUUUGUUCCACUGGACCACCAAAUGGUUUGUUCCAGUGUACUAGUACUUAGCAGGUGAUUGACACACAAAAACAUACACACAAUAUCUCACAUCUCUUGUAAUAGCCAACAAUUCAUGAUUCAAAACUAUAUAAACUCUUCUAAAGUAGUAUUUUUUGCAUCACAACUUUACACACAAACACCAAAUAAAUAGUUAUUUUCACUUGCCAACUGCACACUGAUGUGAUAAACACUAUCGAGAGUCUUUGGCAGUUUCAUUAGUGGCACGCUGUAAAUAUAAUAUCUAGUUUAUUCUUAAUGCACCGAUACCAAUGUCAGGCCGAUACCAUGUUUCAGUGACAGCAGGGGGA
Anarrhichthys ocellatus (wolf-eel) is the source of this 3718-nucleotide messenger RNA. It is a transcript of the gene alkbh1, whose product is annotated as alkB homolog 1, histone H2A dioxygenase. Lineage: Eukaryota; Metazoa; Chordata; Actinopteri; Perciformes; Anarhichadidae. The transcript has 6 exons. Gene Ontology annotation, cellular component: nucleus; cytoplasm. Bases 1 to 1155 code for a protein of 384 amino acids. Gene Ontology annotation, biological process: oxidative RNA demethylation. Gene Ontology annotation, molecular function: oxidative RNA demethylase activity; broad specificity oxidative DNA demethylase activity; ferrous iron binding. The record is from RefSeq and is a predicted model, not a curated record.